Messenger RNA from Chiloscyllium plagiosum (whitespotted bambooshark), 1571 nucleotides. RefSeq names its product general transcription factor IIIA, b (gene gtf3ab). Gene Ontology annotation, cellular component: nucleus. The record is from RefSeq and is a predicted model, not a curated record. NCBI's taxonomy places the organism in Eukaryota, Metazoa, Chordata, Chondrichthyes, Orectolobiformes, Hemiscylliidae.
GUAAAACAAAACACCCAGUUACUCCAGGCAAGGUAGAAGAUCUCCAGACCCUGUGCAUUGUGACGGCAGGGAGAUGGAACUUGGGCAGCGGCCGGAGCAGGGACCGUGCCCGGGGAGAGGGCAGCAGCCGGGGGAGAGCGCGGGCCCGGGGAGAGGGCAGCAGCCGGGGGAGAGCGCGGGCCCGGGGCGAGAGGAUCAGCCGGGGAGAGGGCAGCAGCCGGGGGAGAGCGCGGGCCCGGGGAGAGGGCAGCAGCCGGGGGAGAGAGCGGGCCCGGGGAGCGGGCAGCAGCCGGGGGAGAGCGCGGGCCCGGGGCGACAGGAUCAGCCGGGGGAGAGAGCGGGCGGGCCCGGGGCGACAGGAUCAGCCGGGGGAGAGAGCGGGCCCGAGGCGAGAGGAUCAGCCGGGGGAGAGAGCGGGCCCGAGGCGAGAGGAUCAGCCGGGGGAGAGAGCACUCGAGGAGCGAGUGUCGGAGCCGGACAGACUCUCCCGGAAUCUCUUCAUUUGCUCUUUCGGUUGUGGAGCGACCUUCUCUAAGAACUGGCGGCUACUCGCUCACCUGUGCAGGCACACGGGACAGAAACCAUUUUCUUGUGAAUAUGAGGGAUGUGGUAAAAGUUUCUCCAGGAAAGGUCAUCUUACACGACACCUUCUGACUCAUGAAAGCGAAAAAACAUUCAGAUGUACAGAUGAAAGAUGCAAUAAGACUUUCACUACAAAGGACAAUUUGAAAAAGCACAUUUCAAGAAAGCAUGACAAUAUAGAAAAACUUUACUUGUGUGAUUUUGAAGGAUGCGGUAGAUCAUUUAAGAAGCAUCAGCAACUCAAAGUGCAUCAGUAUGAACAUACAAAUGUACCACCAUUUAAGUGCAAUUAUGAGGGCUGUGACAAACGUUUCUGUCUACCAAGCAAACUGAAACGUCAUGAAAAGAUUCAUGCAGGUUAUUUAUGCAAAGUGGAAUUCUGCUCAUUUAUUGGAAAAACCUGGACAGAGUUACUUAGUCACACACGGAAGCAUCACCGAGACUUUGUUUGUAACCAAUGCAAUAAGAAAUUCAAACGCAAGGCCUUUUUACAAGCGCACCUUAAGACUCACGCUCAAGUGAGGGAAGUCUUCAGAUGUCCCAGGAAAGACUGUGAGAGAACUUACACAACGUCAUUUAAUUUACAUGGCCAUAUUCUAUCAUUUCAUGAGCGACAACGAAAUUUUGUUUGUGGAUACCCUGGCUGUGGGAAAGACUUUUCUAUGAAACAAAGUUUGGAACGUCACUCUGUUGUCCAUGAUCCUAAAAGACAGAAAUUAAAGGGAAAACGACCUCGUCCUAAGCGUGGUCUUGCAUCUCGUCUUGCUGGAUAUAUCCCUUCCAAGAACCAGUCAGCUGCUGUCUCAUGUACUUUAACUGAAAUGCUUGAGAAGGCUAAAAUGUCUGUAUUAGAAGAAAAAGAUAAGCUAACUCAACCAGUGGGAGCCAAUUAAUGCUAUUUAAGGUAUUAAUAAGGCUAAAAUGUGGACUCUGAACUAAUGCUUCAAUCCAGACUCUCCAAAAUAUAUAGAUUUUCUAAUGUUGCACAC